Medicago truncatula (barrel medic) is the source of this 1425-nucleotide messenger RNA. Its product is annotated as pectate lyase. The transcript is spliced from 5 exons. Gene Ontology annotation, molecular function: pectate lyase activity. Lineage: Eukaryota; Viridiplantae; Streptophyta; Magnoliopsida; Fabales; Fabaceae. Bases 1 to 1425 code for a protein of 474 amino acids. The record is from RefSeq and is a predicted model, not a curated record.
AUGGCAAAAUUGUACCAUCUCUUCCUUUUGACAUGUUUGGUGGUAACAAUAUCUACAUUAGUGCAUGCUAAUGUCAAAGAGGACAAAGCAUACUGGGAUAGGAUAUUACCGACGCUUAAUACUACAUAUUGGCAGAAAAAAGCAUCAAUUGCUGCGAAGGCAAACGACAAAGCUUAUACUCCUGACCCAUAUGCAGUCUCCGGAAAUCUGUCUUCUACUGUUAGCGAAAUGAUAAUUGGUGGCAUUAACGGAAGAAGGAAUUUGGUGGGGUUGGGCAAUAGUUCAUGCAUGGCCACAAACCCCAUUGAUAGGUGUUGGAGGUGUGAUCCUAACUGGGCAAACAACCGCAAGAAGCUUGCAGAUUGUGUGCAAGGUUUUGGAAGGAAGACUACUGGUGGAAAAGACGGUCCUAUCUAUGUGGUAACUGACCCCUCAGAUAGUGACUUGGUGAAUCCACGUCCUGGUACCCUUAGGCAUGCAGUUACAAGAAAUGGGCCUUUGUGGAUCAUCUUCGCUCGUAGCAUGAAGAUUAGGCUCAACCAGGAGCUCAUAAUGGCAGGUAACAAGACCAUUGAUGGACGAGGAGCUGAUGUUACCAUUGCUAAUGGUGCUGGUAUUACUAUCCAGUUCAUCGAGAAUGUGAUCAUCCAUGGGAUCAAAAUUUAUGACAUUAUGGUUGGAAGUGGUGGACUUGUUAGAGAUAGUGAGGACCAUUAUGGUCUAAGGACUAUUAGUGAUGGUGAUGGAAUUUCAAUUUUUGGCUCAAGCCAUAUUUGGAUUGACCAUGUUUCCAUGAGAAACUGCAGAGAUGGACUCAUUGAUGCCAUUAUGGGAUCCACUGCUAUUACCAUCUCCAAUAGCCAUUUCACAGAUCACAACGAGGUAAUGUUGUUUGGUGCAAGUGAUACUUAUGACGGUGAUCAGAAAAUGCAGAUCACGGUUGUAUUCAAUCGCUUUGGUAAGAAAUUAAUUCAAAGGAUGCCAAGGUGUAGAUUUGGUUUUAUCCAUGUGCUUAACAAUUUCUACAAUCGCUGGGAAAUGUAUGCCAUUGGUGGCACCAUGCAUCCUACCAUUAUUAGUGAGGGUAACAAAUUCAUAGCCCCUAACAAUGGCCAUGCUAAAGAGCUACUGGUUGCAUCAUUUACAAAGAAAUCUAAAGGAGUUCCCUAUAAAAUACUAUUUUGGUUUUUCAUUGUACUUAUAACAAAGAGGACGUUAGUACCAGAGGCAGAGUGGAAAACCUGGCAAUGGAGAUCAAUCAACGACUUGUACCUGAACGGAGCAUUUUUCAGACAAAGCGGAGCUGAGCUGAUUAACAGACCAUUCUCAAAUAAGGACAUGAUCAAAGCUAAGCCUGGAUCUUAUGUUGGAAGGCUUACUCGUUAUUCUCGCAGCCUUAGAUGCAGGGUGGGGAAGCCUUGUUAG